Messenger RNA from Histoplasma mississippiense, 2373 nucleotides. RefSeq lists its product as hypothetical. The coding region runs from base 1 to 2373 and encodes 790 amino acids. The record is from RefSeq and is a predicted model, not a curated record. The transcript has 4 exons. Lineage: Eukaryota; Fungi; Ascomycota; Eurotiomycetes; Onygenales; Ajellomycetaceae. Gene Ontology annotation, biological process: regulation of actin filament polymerization. Gene Ontology annotation, cellular component: actin filament; plasma membrane; site of polarized growth. Gene Ontology annotation, molecular function: actin filament binding.
AUGUGCGACCCUAAACCUGUCCACCAAUGGACCAUCAAUCUCGAAAAGUUACCGUGCAGUGGUAGAGGCUUCAGCUCCAACCGGACCAGCUGCUGCUUCACCAACAUAUGGGCAAUGGGCGGUAUUUGUGGUAUCAACACCUCUGAAGGGGAACUUGAAGAUCUUAUCGAGGAUUUUUCCGACGGCAGGGUACAGUUUGCGUAUGUGAAAGUUAAAGAUCCAAACACUGGUCUACCUAAAAAUGUCCUGAUUGGCUGGUGCGGCGAGGGAGUCCCGGAGAGAACAAAAGGUUAUUUUACAAGUCAUCUGGCUGCUGUUUCUAAGCUCUUACAUGGAUACCAUGUUCAAAUUACUGCUCGCUCGGACCGGGAUCUUACUCCCGAGAGCAUUGUACAAAAAAUUGCCGACUCCUCUGGAUCAAAAUACUCUGCAGGAGAUGCCGCAGUACCCACGAAACCCGGUCCCAAGCCGACCGUCGCAUCAAAGCCAGUUUUUACUCCUUCUCGGUCUGGCGGCGCUUUCAAGCCUUUGGCUGGAACACACCGAACGGCAGCACGUGCCCAGGAAGAUGUCGAUGACGAUGGCUGGGGAGCAGAUGCGCCGCCGGUUACAAGAACUCAGCUUGAAAAGGUCAAACCUGCAUAUCAGCCAACGAAGGUAAACAUGCAGGAAAUCAUGUCGCAGAAGCCGAGCGUAUCAAAGUUCGAGCAUCGCCCCACGGAUGAAAAUCCUUCGAGCGCCGUUAUAAAAGGAACUUACCAACCAGUUGGAAAAGUUGAUAUUGCUGCCAUCCGUCGACAAGCUCGUGAAUCCGGUCAGUCACACGAUGACCGUCCCGAACCGGUAAAAGGUGCCUACGAACCAGUUGGAAAGGUAGAUAUUGCCGCGAUUAGAGCAAGAGCACAGGGGCCAUCAGAUGGCUCUCAAGCAUCACCUAGGAAUCUGUCUCCCGCAAUAACGGGGGGUUCAGGAGGUAGUGAGGAACGAAGAACCCUUGCGGAACGGUCUGCUGCAUUCUCAUCUUCGGAUCGGCUGACGACUCUUCCCAAACCGAAAGUUGCCAAUAAAUUUUCGGGCGCUUCUACUUUUACUGGUACAAAAGCUCCAGUUCCUGGAGGAUUUGGCGUAGCUCCAACCACAAACGCUACUACAAUGUCCGGUGCAAGCCGGACAUUUGCUGACCAAGGGGGUAAAACACCAGCGCAGCUCUGGGCUGAAAAGAAAGCUCGGGAGAGAGGCAGUGCAGUGGAGAGCGCUUCUUCGCCUGUUGGGAACCAACAGCCACUGCAAAGCCAGUCCAGUGGCGGAGCUGGAUGGAAAAGCUCAUAUACUGGCAAAUCGUGGGCACCAAUUCAAACAGCCCAGACGGGAGAUAAUGGUGCAGGCCACCGACGUUCUGGCAGCGAACUAGAUGAAACAAAUAUCUCACAAAAAGAUGACGAGGAAGAACAAGAUAUCUCACACAGAGGGGUCGGCUCUAUUCGUGAUCGAUUUGCAAACGCCCCCCCAAUGGGCGCUGCUGCCCCAGUAUCUAGCUUUGAACGCUCCGCUCCGUCCCCUCCCCCGUUGGAUACCACCAAUAAACCAGAUCCCCCUCGUGGUGUCCCGAUUCCAGGUCUCCCAUCGCGCCCUACAGAACCAGAACAACUCUACGAGGGUCAACCCGAACCCAUUCCGAGUCCGCCUCCGCAGCCCCGUUCUCCAACGCCGCAAUCUCCCACUUCCGUUCCAGGCUCACCCAUUAGAGUUGCAAUGCCCGUAGGUAUGGGAUCCGCAGCUGAGAAGAUACCCGAUGCACAUGAAGAGCAGUUUUCCCCCCCAACCGCACUACCAGUCCGCUCCCUCGAAACGCAACUUCCCCGUGAAGAUGACCUGGACGAUGAACUUACACACAACGACGCUCGGGCCGUUGCCCAGAGCGGUGCAGCCGCGCUCCAUCCGGAGUCGCCGGCGGCGACAAAAUCCAGCGAAUCAAUCCGUGCACUUGUCAUUUACGAUUACGAAAAGGCAGAGGACAACGAGAUUGAUCUGGUUGAGGGCGAGUAUGUCACUGAAAUCGAUAUGGUUAGUGAUGAUUGGUGGAUGGGUGUGAACGCGCGUGGCGACCGUGGUUUGUUCCCUCAAAACUAUGUUGAGCUUGCAUCGGCCCCGGACCAGCCGGCCCCCGCGUCAGGGUCCGGAUAUGGCUCUGGAGGAGAUGCACAACCGGAUACGACUUCAGGGGUUGCGCAGCCGGGUACAACUGGAAGGACAGCAACUGCGCAGUAUGAUUAUGAGGCUGCCGAGGAUAAUGAGCUUGGUUUCCCUGAGGGUGCGAGGAUCACCAAUAUUCUUAUAAGCCCUAUUACCCUCCUAAACCCACCACAUGGAUAA